AUGAUUCGGUUUAAUAAAGUUACCGGAUGGCGAUUUUGUCUUCUCCGUUGUGCUCCCUCCGGUGAAAUCAACGACGGAACCCACCGAAGCUUCUCUCUCCACCUCUACGUCUCUCUGCUACUCUCCGCCUCUCUCCACCUCUCUCCGCCUCUCGCCGCCUCUCCGCUUCUCGCCACCUCUCUGCUUCUCUCCGCCUCUCUCGGCGUCUUUCCUCCUCUCGCCGCCUCGUCGGUUCUCUCCACCUCUCGCCACCUCUCCGCUUAUCGCCACCUCUCCGCUUCUCUCCGCCUCUCCGCCUCUCUGCCUCAAUUUGCGAACGAUAUGGAGCUUGAGCUACCCAAACGAUUGUAUGCAGAGGGUUCAGAACCUCGGGUUAAGAAGAUCAACAACAGUUGCCGCAUGGAACUUAUCAGAGAUCUGAAGAAAGCUAUGUGUGCCGAGUAUGAUGAUGUGAAGAGAGAUCCAGUUUUCACACAUAUCAUGGCUAUUGCCGAAAUGAAAGCCAAAUGUGACUGUGGCGUCUAUGCAGUGAAGUUCAUUGAGUGUCAUGCGCUUGGAUUGGAGUUGUCGUUGUUGCAUGAUGGUAACAUUAUCGAAGCUCGCCACAGGAUUCUAUGGGAUCUUUGGGAAGCAGCUAAUGAUCCGGAAUUGAUUGAUAGGAUGUCAAAGUAUCAAUCCCCGGAGUGUCUCUCUUCGACUGUAGAGGAGAUUUUGUGAGACUGCUUGGUUUCAAGUUCUAAUGUAAUGAACAAGAUUGCUUAAUCUGAUGUAUAACUUCUAGAUUUUAUUAUCAUUUUUAGGAACAAGACUGCUUAGUUUAUUGUAUAACUUCUAGUGUUUAAUUAUGAUUUUUAGGAUUGACUCUUGUAAUCAAAUGUACAUCUUAUGGUUUUGUUAUUAAGAGUUUUUAGCUGAAGAAUGCUAGAAUUUAACACUGUUUUAAAUUAGAACCUUAAGCUAAACCCUAAACAUACCCUAAACGAAACACAAAACCCAGAACAAGACCACAGUCAAACCUAACCUAAACUCCUAAACAUACCCUAAACGAAACAAAAACCCGGAACAAGACCACAGUCAAACCUAACCUAAACCCUAAACAUACCCUAAACGAAACAAAAACCCGGAACAAGACCACAAGAACAUUUAGAAUAACUGUUUUACUAGAUCAUCCC
This is a messenger RNA of Brassica rapa (field mustard), 1172 nucleotides long. RefSeq lists its product as uncharacterized. NCBI's taxonomy places the organism in Eukaryota, Viridiplantae, Streptophyta, Magnoliopsida, Brassicales, Brassicaceae. The record is from RefSeq and is a predicted model, not a curated record. Gene Ontology annotation, molecular function: cysteine-type peptidase activity. Gene Ontology annotation, biological process: proteolysis.